AUGUCAAAUAUUCUAGGCAGUAAGGCUACAUCGGAGUGUGUUAAAAAUCAUCCGCCGCCUUCUCUCGUUCAGGAACGCUGUUUGCCAAAUGAAAAGGGCAUGCGUAAUGUCGAUAGAGCUAUAGAGUUGACUAGCGCUGUUGCCCGAGACGUUGAUGACGAUCGUUCGACGAAAACCGGCGACUGGAGCAACAAGGAUUGGGGAGAUGUCACAGAACGUUCCGGGGUACUAGUGCACCUCGAUGAAUACGAGGAUAACUUGUACGCUUUAGGAUCUGAUGGCUCGUCAGAAGUCGAAUCGCCACCAUCAGAUAUUCCAACAUCAUCGUCGUCACUCUUUAAUCAUCCGAAAAUUUACUGUGAUUUUGUUAAGGCUAUUGAGGAGCACGCAAUAACCGAGCGACCAGACUUGGAGACACAGCUGAAAAUAAUGCGAUGGCUAGUUGGCAGUUCCCUUCUGAUCGCUCGUGGAAUGAGCGCACAAUGGUCGAUAAUCCCAUCUACGAUAUUGUCUGGCAAUACUUCUUCGCAGCCUUCAUUCGUCAGCUCUUCUAAUAAUAGCCAAAUCGAUGUGUACUCAAAUGAUCAGCAGUACGCCUGUAUUGCCAGAAGCACCACAAAUGCUAUCGCGUUCCGUGAAUCCUUCAAACCGAUCAGGUCGGUCGUUCUACCGUACGUGACCCAGCACUCAGAUUCGGGGUUCGACUCGGCGCUCUCAUCCGGUUCGUCAUACUCCUAUUUACCGCCACCUCCACCGUAUCGUCGGCGAAGCAAGCAGCACAAAAUUCAUCGCAGCUUCAGCGAUUCUAAAUACUCAAUACAAUAUUCGGCUAAAGUUGCAACAGCGAGCGUGCAACGACGUACAUGUGGAAUACGAUGGAAUAGUCAGUGUAGUUUGAGCCCAUCUCCUUCAAUGUCAACUGUUUCUUGUCCAGAAUAUCCAGAAUUACAGGAGAAGUUGCAUCGCUUGGCUAUGGCCCGAGAUAGUCUUUCAUUGCAGGUCGCUUCAGUGAGUCCUGCAAAAGAAGCAGGGCUCGUACUCACUGCUGCCAGGAGUGCUUGGCAUACGGGUGUGGCUCCAUCUGGAGCAAAUCUUGUACAACGUCCCCGCUUCACUGUCGACUGCACUUCAUUGUUUACAGUUCCUCCAAUGUCCCGUGGUCAUCUGGUCAUCUCUGACCGUUCAGCCCAAGAAUGUUUUGAAAGGCAAACUGCAAUGAUUUCGCGAUACCUUCAGGUUUCCGUUCUAAGCGAGCAGGUUGGAGCUCAGAAGGAAAAGAUCCGAGAUUUGGAAGCUCUGUUGGCUGCAAAACGAAACAGCCUUACCUCGUCCGAAGAGCUCAUUCACGGGAAAUACAACCAUGGUGGUGAGUCUUCAGACAUGGACCCGAAAAAACUUAAUCUUAUGGCCGAAGUUUCGUGUCUCAAGCUCAAAUUCGCUACGUUGGAACAAGAAAAGAGCGAGGCCGAGAGGAAACUCAAGUUGUCUCAAGAUGAGAUUGACCACGUCAAUCAGUCAAUCCACGGUAAAGCUGUCCAGAAACCGUCACGGUCGCAAGCGAACGGUGGCAGUGAUCGACCAACGUAUUUGCCUGCAUUGAGAGAAAAUCGACUGGAGAAGCAAGAUGAAGAGUUGCAGCAGUUACGGCAUACUGUGCAGCAUUUAUUAGCCGAUAAUGAGCAGAAGAAUCAUCAAAUCAAAAGUCUUCGCAAUGCCUUAGAACUUCGUUCCAGGGAAGAGCCUUCGGAGCCAAUGACUCACUCAACGUCAUUUCCUGUACGCCUCUGCUCAUCGCCUUACAAUUUAGGGGCAAUACAGGUAUGGUUGCAGCCAACAUUAUGCAAGGGAGUCACGAGAGCUCUUGCGCUUGUUAGGCUCCGAGGGGUUUUCCCGGCACUGUUGGGUAACUUCGAAUCUUUACGCUCAUCUGGCAGGUUGUAG
Messenger RNA from Haemonchus placei, 1941 nucleotides. The record is from the annotation of a GenBank genome assembly. NCBI's taxonomy places the organism in Eukaryota, Metazoa, Nematoda, Chromadorea, Rhabditida, Trichostrongylidae.